Caenorhabditis remanei is the source of this 5037-nucleotide messenger RNA. RefSeq lists its product as uncharacterized. Gene Ontology annotation, molecular function: histone H3K4 methyltransferase activity; RNA binding; protein binding. Bases 1 to 5037 code for a protein of 1678 amino acids. Gene Ontology annotation, cellular component: Set1C/COMPASS complex. The transcript has 18 exons. NCBI's taxonomy places the organism in Eukaryota, Metazoa, Nematoda, Chromadorea, Rhabditida, Rhabditidae. The record is from RefSeq and is a predicted model, not a curated record.
AUGUCCACUCGCGAGCCUGCGGCGCCAUUCACGAAGUCCCGAAAGUCUCACUUGAAACAUGAAAAGCCGAAUUCGAGCAACAACUCUCAAAAAAUUGAAAAUCAUAAAUGCAAAUCAGCAUGGCAGAAAAUAUUCGAACCCGGAAAAGUCUUCAUCCGUAUUGAUGGUGUUCCGCCGAAACCGUGUUCGCAAGAAGAAUUUAAUAGAAUCAAAUGCGUCGGAGUAAAUAAAAUUGAUAAGAAUUUGGCUGAUCCAAGAAAACUGCCAGAUAACAUGAGGGAUACAAUCUAUCAGGAACUUAUCAUCCGAUCCUCAAACCGCCGUUAUUUACCCCGUCCUCGUCUGCGUGUUGAUUCAAAUUACUGCACGAUCCCCCCAAAACGAGAAGUUUCGCUGUUUAGUAUGGAUGAUAACUGCACUAUAGCUCUUCUGAAAGACUUUGCGGAAUCAUGUGGAGAAGUAGAAAAAGCAUAUGUCUGUAUGCACCCGGAGAGCAACAGGCAUAUGAAAAUGGCGUAUGUGGUUUUCAAAACAGCAAAGGAUGCAACUAUAUUCACCAAUAAAUACGAAUCUCAGAAUCUUCUUGCCACUAGAUGCGUUUGCCAAAUUGAUCCUUUUUUAUCAUCAUUAAACGAAGCAUAUGAAAAUGCAACCAAUGGUCGAGUUCUUCCUAUGUUGCCCGAAGAUCUUGCAUCAAUUGACAGCAAAGUUCUGAGAGAGCUUCGUGCAAACUACUUGAGAGGAAAAAAUGAAAAGGAAGUUGAAGGAAAAGGGGAGGAUUCAGUUAUGGAGAUAUGCUCCACAUCUCAUUUCAUUGAAACUACUGAUGAUAAGGUGGAACAACCAGAUUAUCAAAUUGUAAUGGAUGUUGAGGUUUCACCAGAAAACACAUCUUCUAAUCCACCACCGCUUUUGAAGCAGGAAUCACCUCCUCCUCCACCACCUCCAAAAUCUUUUCAAAAUCCUCUGAUUUUAUCUGACGCUAUCGUCCAACCACCGUAUUAUAGUCAUAUUCCACCAAGUUCCAGUACGAUGCAUAUGCCCGAGUUUUGUCCUACAGAUACUGAACUGGAGUCGAAUAUACCUCUGCCACCUGGUGAAUACAAUCAGAAAGAGAACUUGAUAAUUUCAAAUACAAAAGUUGGAACAGAAAUGGAUGAAUACGGAGGAAACGAUGAUAUCGUUAUUCAAUUUCAAGACAAGCCUUUUCAAUUCGGUGGAUGGAAACUGAAAAGUUCCGCACCGAAAAAAAACAUUAUUUGUAACUCAAAAGAUACUGAACUGGAGUCGAAUAUACCUCUGCCACCUGGUGAAUACAAUCAGAAAGAGAACUUGAUAAUUUCAAAUACAAAAGUUGGAACAGAAAUGGAUGAAUACGGAGGAAACGAUGAUAUCGUUAUUCAAUUUCAAGACAAGCCUUUUCAAUUCGGUGGAUGGAAACUGAAAAGUUCCGCACCGAAAAAAAACAUUAUUUGUAACUCAAAAGGUUCUUCUCCUGACUGUAAGAAAACGACGAGCCUAUCGACUUCAGGGAAACAUAGAAGAGGAGAUAUUCGAGAAAAAGAAGAUCGAAGAGGCUGUGAAAGAAGCACUGGUCGUUCGUCCAGAUACUCACCAUGUCAACAUCACAUUCUGAAAAAAGAGUUCGAACAUAGACUGCAUGCACCAGAACCACCUCCAUCUUAUUCUCGCGAAGAUCCCAAUCGAAGUCGGAGUCGCACAUCGAACUCUCGUCGACGCUAUCGUUCUGGAAGUUCCUCAGAAAGGAAUGAACAUCCGGAACGCGGUUCCAGCAGAAGGAAUAAUCGACGAUCAGAUUCGAGGACCCGGUCUGGCGGUGAUGAUGACAAUGUUGUGAAAUAUGAAACAAAACGGUCAAGCUCCCCGUCCACCUCGAAAAAAGAUAGAAGUUUUGGUUGGGAUUCUGAUACCGAUGAAUCGGACGAAGGUACAAGGAAAAGACGUGGAGGAAGGUCAAAGACAAGAGAUUCAGAGCGAAGAUCGAAGAAACUAGGAUCUUCUCAAUCGUCUCGACGAAACCUCUCAAAUUCACAUAACCACAGUGCUCCAAAUUUGGAAUACCAGAAAACACCUCCGCCUCCACCACCGAACUUCAUCCCGAAUCAGUCCCAUCCGAAUCAAGUUCGAAAUCCUUUUCAUCAACAUUCUCAAAACCAUCGUCUACCAACACCACAUGUAAUACCCGGACAGUAUUAUCCAAUUCCUCAUCAUCCACCUCUCGGAGUUUUACCUCCUAUGAUGGUUCCAUCUCCGAUUCGUAAUCAAGCUCAACCGCCGUGCGAUUUCCGUCAACCACCGCCAGGAUUUGUACCUUCGUUCACCCAGACUUAUCCUUCGACUCCAAUACUACAUGCAUCACAUUCUGUAACUCAAAUUCCAUAUCAAGCGCCUCAUCUUCCAAAACCAGGUUUGGUUCAAAUAAGUUCGCUUUCUGCCGUCUCUGAUAGAGCUGCGUGCAUUCCUGGACCCCCACUCGGUCAUCCUCCUGUCGUGAAUGAGAUUCCCCGUAGAUCCGAAACACCGGAAAAGCCUACUCCCUCACUUCAGCAAAGAUUCUCAGAAUUGUUUGGAGGAGCACAAAAAAAAGAAGAGACACAGCCAAUAGAAGUGGAGUACGAAUAUGCUCUCAAAAAUUCUGAAUCCCAGGAUGAUCGACAAUCAUUGGAAGAUAUGGAUGUAGAAGUUUCCAGUGAUGGAGAAACAACUUCAAUUGUAGAACGAACAGAAUGUAUGGAGGAAAAAAGACGCCAGGAACUCAGUCGUCUAAAUGAACUGAAACCCCCAUUAAUCUUCGAAUGUCAUGAAAAAAUUACAAAUGAUUUGACAUCGAAAAUCUAUGAUGAUAUUCGGCAACAAAUUACUAGGCAGUGUAUGGCACACCUCGACGAGAAACUUCGUUUAAAAGCUAUUGCGGAUGAAGAAAAGAGGAAACAAGAAAGAGAUCAGAAGGCACAAGAAGCAUUGAAAAAACCUAGCAAUAACUCAAUUGCUGAUAUGAUGGCUCUCUACACCAAUCAGUCGUUUGCGAAUGCUUCUCGUUCCAAUUUCGUCUACAGAAAGCAAAAGCCGAUACCAAAGAGCAACAUAAGCAGAAAGGAACACCAUCAUCACCGGGAUAAAACAUCUUCUCCAACUCAUUCAACAAGUUCGUCAGAAGAAUUUCAUGAUGCUCAAAUAUCCCGCCGUUCAAGCGUUUCGUCAUCAUCUGAAUCUUCUGAAUCUCUUUCUGAUGAUUCUAGUUCUGAAAAAAAUGAUAACUGCAGAACACGAAAAGAAUUAGUAAUAAGCGAUGAAGAACAGAUAAGACGAAUGUCUUUUAGUUCCACAAGUGUUCGGAGUAGUCCAACAAGAUCUCACAGAGAGCUAUCGUCAAGUUCGGAACUUUCUGAAGGGUCUGCCUCGAGUUCACGUCAAAGUAGGGAAAGGUCUCGGAAAAGGAAAUUGAUAGCGUCAAGUCGCGAGUCGUCAAUAUCAAUAGUGAGCAACCGAAGUACUUUGGAAUUCCAACAAGAACACGAAGACGAUGAGGAACCACCUAACAAGAAAAGUCCACAGGAAUAUUUCUCGCGAGAUCUUCAAACAUCACCAGAUGAAUCUACGAACCAUACUCUUCCUGCUGUACCCGAGAAUAUUGUUUCAUCAGGUCCUCUCAUUUUGGAUUCUGAGUAUCUGAAGUAUGAAAUAGUACACUGGGAAAAAGCCAACAUUGCCGCUACUUCACGUGUUAGUGGCUCUAUACGAGUCGAAGAAUAUCAUCCUUUCACUACGGAACACUGCUACUUCAAAAUUGAAAACAAGAAGCAAUCUGACAUUCAAAUAUUCGAAAAGUAUCCCAUCUUAAAUGAAGGACAGAAAGCUCCUAUAAUAUCUCCAGCUCCGUGGGGAUCUUCGCCCACAGUAAACAUUGAUGAAUCAGGCCCAUUGGUUUACAUGGAUUCCAUUGUUGUAAACAAAAAACCCAAGGCAGCAUCGCCCCAGAAAAGGCAGAAGCCGAGAAAGCAAACGUUCGAAAAAGAUUACUACAUGUUCGAGGAUAUUGAAACAAUCAAGCCAUUACCACCACGGGCGAAGAAAAUAUUUCGAGCUCGAACCGCCAAUGAAAAAGAUCAAAUUAUCAAAGACUUCGUUGGUCUACCUGAUUUGGAGGAUCAAUGGUAUCUUCGUCAUGUAUUGAACGAAUUGCAAUCGAAUAUGCCUCCUGAUGAGUUACCAUGGAGGAAAUUGCUUACUUUCAAGGAAAUGCUGAAACCCGAUGAGCCUAUUUUGAAGAUCAACCCGAUUCGAUCUAAAAAAGGACUUCCAGACGCUUUCUACGAAGAUCCCGAACUUGAUGGUGUGAUUCCUGUAGCAGAAGGAUGCGCACGAGCUCGACCAUACAAAAAGAUGUCUAUGAAACAGAAGCGAAGUCUUGUCCGACGUCCUGAAAACGAAUCAUCAAUAUCGACUGCAAUAUUCAGUGAACGAGAUGAAACAGCAAUGCGACAUCAGCAUCUAGCUAAUAAGGACAUGCGAUUGCUUCAACGACGUCUUUUGACUUCUCUCGGAGAGGCUAGCAAUGAUUUCUUCAAGAUUAAUCAAUUAAAGUUCCGCAAAAAAAUGAUUAAAUUCGCUCGAUCACGCAUUCAUGGUUGGGGACUAUACGCAAUGGAAACCAUUGCCCAAGACGAAAUGAUUGUCGAGUACAUAGGACAAACGAUCCGUUCACUGGUAGCCGACGAACGUGAGAAGGCUUAUGAGCGCCGAGGAAUUGGAAGCUCAUAUCUGUUCCGAAUUGAUGAAAAUUCGGUGAUAGAUGCAACGAAAAGAGGAAACUUUGCUCGGUUUAUCAAUCACUCUUGCCAACCGAACUGUUAUGCUAAGGUACUGACAAUCGAAGGAGAGAAGCGAAUAGUUAUCUACAGUCGAUCCGUCAUCAAUAAAGGAGAAGAGAUUACAUAUGAUUACAAAUUCCCAAUAGAAGAUGACAAAAUCGACUGUCUGUGUGGUGCGAAAGCUUGUCGAGGUUACCUCAACUAA